UAAAAUGUAUAUAAUACGUUAUUAAUGUAUUAACUUUUGAGAAGUUUCGAAGAUCACCAUCUUCUUCAAUUGUGAGUUUCAGAAGCUUGAACGGAACCGCCACUACCAGCCAUUGUUUCUCCGAUGGCAUGCAUUUCGAAGUCAUUCAAUGGCACCUCCUUCGACGCAUAUUCAUCCUCUUUUCCUCAUCAUAUCACUCAAUUUCGACGCCGCAUCUAUUCUAACUCAAUCACAUUCCGUUGCACAAGUAUCAAGAUCUCCUCCUCCACCGUUCCUCCUCUUCCUGAUAACCGCAUCAUCGUUGGAUGCGGAAUGACGACGGUUGAUUUCUUGGCGACUGUAGAUAGAUAUCCGAAACCGGAUGAUAAGGUACGAACCACCUCCUUCAAAGUUCAGGGAGGUGGAAAUGCCGGUAACGCUUUAACUUGUGCGGCUCGACUCGGCUUGAAACCCAAACUCAUCUCCAAGGUUGCAGAUGAUGCUCAAGGAAGGAGCAUAUUAAAGGAACUAGAAGCUGACGGUGUCGAUAGUUCCUUUAUCGUUGUAUCCAAGGGUGGUAGUUCGACAUUUUCAUAUGUACUAGUAGACAGCCAAACGAAAACUCGCACAAGUAUUUACACCCCUGGAGAUCCUCCCUUGGUGCCAGAUGAUUUGUCCCAGUCAAUGCUAUUAUCUGCAUUUGAUGAAGCAAGAUUAAUAUAUUUUGAUGGAAUGUCUACCGAAACUGCUCUAUUUGUUGGACAAGAGGCAGCUCGCAAUAAUAUUCCUAUUUUAGUUGAGGCAGAAUCACCAAGGGAAGGGUUGGAUGAGCUCUUGAAGCUUGCUGAUUUUGUUGUAUGUUCAGCAAGGUUUCCACAGGCUUGGACACAGGCACCAUCUAUCCCGAGUGCAUUGGUUUCCAUGCUUUUAAGAUUGCCAAAUGUCAAGUUUGUGAUUGUGACUCUGGGUGAAGAUGGUUGUCUAAUGUUGGAAAGAAGUACAAAUGUGGAUGGUGACAUAGAAGAAACGGAUGUAGAGAGUUUCUUAGAAUUCUUGUACAAAGAGAAAGAUGAUAGCUUGACUAUUCCAACCUGCAUACCAUCGCAUGGAAUUACAGGCCUUGCAAAAGCAAGCAUGGAGGUGGUGACAAAAUUCAGAGCAAAUAGAAUAGGGACAGUUUGUGGGAGAUUCUUUAUUGGAACAGCAGAGAAGAUACCGGAUUCUGAGCUUAUCGAUACAACUGGUGCAGGGGAUGCAUUUAUUGGAGCAAUUCUGUAUGCCAUAUGCGCAAACAUGGUACCAGAGAUAAUGUUGCCAUUUGCUGCUCAAGUGGCAGCUGCCAAGUGUAGAGCUUUGGGAGCUCGAACUGGUCUUCCGCAUCGAACAGAUCCACGCUUGGCAUCCUUUUUAUGCUAAGAGAGACAACUGGUAUUCCCAUCAAGGAAGUUCAACGCUGUUGUAGUGGUCAUGUUUACUUUGUGGCUUUAUUCAUGUCUUGUAAAAUGUCCAAUAGUUUGUACAGAAUUGUGAGUACAUUAAAAAAGGUUAUUACUUCUCGUUGUUGGAAUUAUUAUUACGGUGAUGAAGUUUUUCCUGCAACCUUUCA
This is a messenger RNA of Cicer arietinum (chickpea), 1585 nucleotides long. RefSeq lists its product as uncharacterized. The record is from RefSeq and is a predicted model, not a curated record. Lineage: Eukaryota; Viridiplantae; Streptophyta; Magnoliopsida; Fabales; Fabaceae. Gene Ontology annotation, molecular function: kinase activity.